UUUAUUUAUUUAGAAAGAAAAAAGGGGAUGCAUGUGAAUACGUCUUCUUUUCGUCAAAGCAAAUACCCAACAAUUCCUCUUUUAACCGCUCGCCAUGCUUAGCUUGCUUCCUGCAUUUGGCAGCUCAAAUCCAUGGAAGAAACUAAGGUCUCUUCUUCCUUUUUCACUCAUUCUUCCUUUCAUUUACGUCCUCGAUUUUGUUUCUGUUCCAUUACUCUUUCUAUCUAAUGCUUCUUCUCCCGUUUUCUUCACGCAAUCUCUUCAUUUCAUCAAACAUCCCGUUUUUCCAUUUCAAUCUCUGUUCCUCUGUAUCUGGGGUUUCUUUGUUUUUUUCGAUCGUUUGCUUCGAUUCUUUGUCGCCUUCUGAUUUUUCUGUUUCUACAUUUUUUAGAAUCCAAGUUUCUAGUUGGGUUCUCCCUGUUGAUAGAUUUUAGAUAGAUUUUUUUGGCUUUUGGGAUUGGUAAUUGAAUUCCGCGUACAAUUUGACUUUUUGGGUCUAUUGGGUACCCUUGUUUUCAAUUUCAACUAAACUACGAGUGAGUUGUUUGUUGUUUGAGUUUCUCCCGGCGGUUUGAGUAUGGGUUGUUUCUUCAAUUUACAUCGCAAAACCAAGAUUAAGAGAGGGGGAGAUUCGGUGAAGGAGCUUAAUCGAAGUAAUAAAGCGGAUCGUAAACCUACCAAUCGAGGGAUUGAAGCACUGGAAACUUUGCCUACGCCCCGGAGUAUACCUGAGUUGUACAAAGAAAAAGAGCAUACUCUGAGAGUUUUCACUUUUGAAGAGCUCAAAAUUGCGACUAAUGGGUUCAGCAGGUUGCUUAGGAUUGGAGAAGGUGGAUUUGGGAGCGUAUAUAGGGGGCAGAUUAGGCUUGAAGGUGAUCAGGGAGAGGAAAUUAUAGUUGCUAUCAAGCGACUUAAGUCAAAUAGCUCACAGGGUCACAAACAAUGGCUUGCAGAAGUUCAAUUUCUUGGUGUUGUUAGUCAUCCAAAUCUGGUAAAACUUUUGGGAUAUUGUUCAGAAGAUGGAGAAAGAGGGAUCCAACGACUGUUGGUCUAUGAAUUCAUGUCUAAUGGAAGCUUAGAAGAUCAUCUCUUUAGCAGGAGUAGGACUCUUUUGACUUGGAAAACUAGGCUACAGAUUAUCCUUGGUGCAGCUCAAGGAUUAGCUUAUUUACAUGAAGGAUUAGAAGUCCAGGUGAUUUAUCGCGACUUCAAAUCAUCAAAUGUACUAUUGGAUGAAGAAUUCUCUCCUAAACUUUCGGAUUUUGGGCUUGCUAGAGAAGGACCAACUGGUGAUCACACACAUGUGUCCACUGCAGUGGUUGGGACAUAUGGAUAUGCAGCACCUGAGUAUGUCGUCACAGGACAUCUAACAAUGCAAAGUGACAUAUGGAGUUUUGGAGUAGUGUUGUAUGAGAUCCUAACAGGCAGGCGAACUCUUGAAAGAAACCGCCCAACUGGAGAGCAAAAGCUACUGGAGUGGGUGAAACAAUUUCCUAUAAAUAGUAAAAGUUUCAAGACGAUAAUAGAUCCUCGGCUUCAAAAUCAGUAUAACCUGGCAGCAGCUCGAAAAAUUGCCAAUUUAGCCAGUCAAUGUCUCAACAAGACUGCAAAAGAUCGACCAACAAUGUCGAAGGUCGUUGAAAUCCUGAAGCAAGCACUAGAAGAGUCAGAGAAGAAUGUUCAGUUAUGAGGAUUGCUGUGGUGUUAACUGAAAAAAAAGCUGAAAUGGUUGAUGAUGCUGAAACUUGUCAUCUAAAGUCUCAACAACAACAGUCACAGAAUAAUGAAACAAAUUGGUACUUGCUAUCACUUUUUUGUAUGGAAAAGCUUAGGGUAGGUGCCUAAGCCUUCUCUUCUUUUGUGCCUGCCAAUUAUAUUACUCUUGAACUGAUUGUUCAACCAUCUGAACAAUUACCUUUUGGUCUUAGCUCUUCAUUCAUCAUCUUAAAGAUAGACGAGUACUAAGGGAUAGGGGGAAGUAGAAAGAUUAGCUGAUUGAUUGAUUGAUUUAUUGCUGUUUUAAGAUGCAGAGUUUAUGCCGUACAUAAUAUAAAAGUUUAAGUUUGUUUUUGUUUA
Messenger RNA from Cucumis melo (muskmelon), 2076 nucleotides. Its product is annotated as probable serine/threonine-protein kinase PBL19. Gene Ontology annotation, molecular function: protein kinase activity; ATP binding. Bases 578 to 1690 code for a protein of 370 amino acids. Gene Ontology annotation, biological process: protein phosphorylation. The record is from RefSeq and is a predicted model, not a curated record. Lineage: Eukaryota; Viridiplantae; Streptophyta; Magnoliopsida; Cucurbitales; Cucurbitaceae. The transcript is spliced from 4 exons.